This is a messenger RNA of Chenopodium quinoa (quinoa), 984 nucleotides long. RefSeq lists its product as uncharacterized. The record is from RefSeq and is a predicted model, not a curated record. Lineage: Eukaryota; Viridiplantae; Streptophyta; Magnoliopsida; Caryophyllales; Amaranthaceae. The transcript has 2 exons. The coding region runs from base 1 to 984 and encodes 327 amino acids.
AUGUCUUCUAGUUCCUCUGCUUCAUGCAAUGUCAGUGGUAGUAGUAAUUCAUCUGAGUCAAUGAAAGACCUCUACCCUUUGUGGAAGUUUGUUGUUAAGGGUGAACAAGGGAAAGGGAUUCAAACUUGUAAUAAAGUGAAAAUUGAUGACCUUGCUAAACUAAGAUCGCUUCAUCGUGAAUCCGAGGAUUAUAAAAAAUCUUUGUUACCAAAAGUUCCACCUUUUUCAAAUGAACCCAUAUCUUCUCACACAUCAACUGAAGCUACAUCAAUGAGACUAGGUUCAUUUGAUAAUGUAAAGAAGAGGAAAUCAAAAAAUACAAUUUCCGAUGCUUUUAAUGUGAAAUCUCGUGACCACUUGGAUUCUGAAAUUGCUAGAAUGUUUUACACAGGGGGGUUGCCUUUUAAUCUUGCUAGAAACCCUUACUAUGUUAGUUCAUAUACAAUGGCUGCCAAUUCUAAUCUCUCUGGUUAUAAGCCUCCCGGAUACAACAAACUUAAAACAACUUUGCUUUGUAAAGAGACAGAAAAUGUGGAUAGGUUAUUACAACCUAUGAAAGCCACAUGGAAAACAAAAGGUGUUAGCAUUAUUAGUGAUGGGUGGAGUGAUCCACAAAGAAGGCCUUUGAUUAACAUUAUGAUUGCUUCUGAAACGGGUCCUAUGUUUAUGAAAGCUAUUGAUUGCUCGGGUGAGAUUAAGGACAAAGAUUUCAUUGCUACCUUACUAAGUGAGGUGAUUGAUGAAAUUGGAGAUCAAAAUGUUGUUCAAAUAAUCACAGAUAAUGCAAGUAAUUGUAAGGCUGCAGGGGAAUUGGUUGAGGGUAGGUAUCCUCAUAUAUAUUGGACACCAUGUGUUGUUCAUACACUUAAUCUUGCAAUGAAAAGCAUCUGUGCAGCUAAGAAUGUGUUGAAUAAUUUUGAAGUAUAUUAUGAAUGUCAUUGGAUAACGGAAGUUCAUGCAGAUGCCUUGUUCAUUAAAAAUUAA